CACAUACACAACACACUACAUGAGAUCAAAAAUGGCUUGGUUUAUUAUAGGUAAUAGCUGAAUAAAAAAAUAAAAAUAAACAAAUGACAACUAAUAUUGUCUAGUUUUAGAAAAAUAACUAGAAAAUAAAUCACGAUUCAGUAAAGUGAAUGUACAUUUACUUAAAAUUAUUUUCACACAAAAUGUGUUAGUUUUAGGAGUUUUGAACAUUGUUGUAUGCUACUUGACCCACUAUUGUGAAAUAUUCACCUGGCUUCCACAAUGACUAAAAUGUCGGCAUUGUGUAACAGUCUGAUAAAAUGGAGUGCUUUUUCGACCGGGUUAAUUGCAUUUUUAAUUUACGCUCCUAUUCCACCACACUCUACUUUUUCUGAAACAUUCACCUUUGCUCCAAACCGACCUCUGACCGAGAAGCUUGGCCUUGAAGAGAAACUCGAUAAUGCCGAAUUGUGGCAUAAAGGCGACCUCUUAGGUCCAGAAACUUUCUCAGAUUACAAAGGGGAAUUAUAUACGUCUUUGUUCACCGGCGAAGUAGUUAAAUUUAAAAAAGAUGGAUCUAUGGUAACAGUUGUUAGAACAGGCCAAACUUGCAAGGGGGAAUUCGAGGAGAGAAUUUGCGGGAGAAGCAUGGGAAUAAAGUUUGAUCGAGACGGUAGUAUGUUUGUCGCCGACGCCUAUUAUGGGAUUUUUAAAGUUGACGUAGAGACAGGAGAAAAGGUAAUGCUUAUAUCUCCGAAUGACCCGAUUGACGGUAAAAAUCCUAAAUUGUUUAACAGCAUAUCUUUGUCAAAAAAUGGAGAUAUAUAUUGGAGUGAUUCUUCGACAGAAUUUAAUUUUGAAGAUGUUGUUUAUGACAUGCUCUCUGAUCCAUCAGGAAGAUUAAUUCACUACAACGCAAAAUCAAGAAAAAAUACUGUAUUAAUAAAUAAAUUAGCAUUCGCAAAUGGGGUAUUUUUAUCGCAUAAUGAAGAGGUCGUUUUGGUAGCAGAAACUGGAAGAAACAGAAUUCAUAGAUACUAUCUUAAAGGGCCUAAAAAUGGUACCAAAGAUAUAUUCAUCGACGGAUUACCAGGUAUGCCUGAUAAUAUCCAGUCAGAUGGCCAAGGAGGAUAUUUAGUAGCACUUUACAUGGCUGUCGAUGAUAACAAUCCUUCUAUUUUGCAAAUACUUGGAGAUAAACCUACAAUUAGAAAACUUUUAGCAAAAGCGAUGGGUUUAGUAGAGCUUGUAUUUCAAAUAUUUGAUAACAUUUAUUCCACACAGUUUUUUCAGCGAGCCAUGCAUUUUAUUGGACACUGUAAUUCUAUUUAUUUUCUUGCUCCAUCAAGAGCAAGUGUUCUACAUAUAUCCAAAGAUGGUGAAAUUUUGGACAGUUUACAUAAUCUCAAUAAACACAUCAGUCUGCUUUCCGAAGCGUAUAUUUUUGAGAAUAUGCUUUACCUAGGAACGCCUUUUAAUGAUUAUAUUGCUAGAAUACCUUUAUUCAAAAUUGGGUGGAAAGCUUUAGAAAGGACUAAAGAAGACCAAAAUCCAAAAUAAAACAGAAAAUAUUUCUAAAUCUCUUUUCCUAAAUAAAUUUUUAAUUUAUUUACUGUUUUUAUGGCCUAUCUAAUUGUAAUGUUAAAAAUAAGUUGUUUUAUUGUUUGAUAUAUAAAAAAAUUAUGAAAUAUGUGUGUCG
This is a messenger RNA of Psylliodes chrysocephalus, 1678 nucleotides long. The record is from the annotation of a GenBank genome assembly. NCBI's taxonomy places the organism in Eukaryota, Metazoa, Arthropoda, Insecta, Coleoptera, Chrysomelidae.